Striga hermonthica is the source of this 2658-nucleotide messenger RNA. Lineage: Eukaryota; Viridiplantae; Streptophyta; Magnoliopsida; Lamiales; Orobanchaceae. The record is from the annotation of a GenBank genome assembly.
AUGAUGUGCCUGCUCCAGUUCAAACAGAUGUGCCUGCUCCAGUUCAAACAGAAUCAACUGCAAAUAAGAAAGAGAAAGAGUCCUAUCAAAUCCAACUUAGAAGGGAAUGAUCUGCAGAGCAUAAGAAAGAGUCCUAGACUGAAGGAGAAAGCCCAAAGAGUUGGAGUCUCUGGGAAAAGGCCACAAAAGGAUAAAAGCAUCAAAGCUGGAGGAUCCUCACAAGAGCCAACAAAGGGAAAAGACAACAAAAUUGGAGAAUCUUCACAAAAUCCAGUGAAGGGAAAAGGAAAAGAAAUGGUCAAUGCUGGAAAUGAGGGUGUGAAAGCUAAGCUGCCAGUGAAGAGGAGCUUGAGGCUACAAGGUGUUGUUGGUGAAAAGCCACAAGCUCUUACACAACCUGUUAGGCCACCAAGAAGCAGCAACAUGCUUGAUGCUCGAGAAAGUGAAACCCUAACCCACACUCCCGUCACCACCGCGUGCACUGCGGGCCCGCAGCUCCGCCUGAUCCUCACCUCCCGGCGACCACUGGUCACAGCACGGGCGCUCGGAUUUCCGGCUAACUUCGGUCCUCGUGGAAAUCGCCACUUCCCACCGCCGAACGCGGCGAACUCGCUCCGUAGCAUCUCCCUCUUGUGCGUCAAGCUUCAUGUAAUUAGACUUGAAGGUGACACAGAGAGAGUGAUUUGGAGUGAUGAAGAUUAUGGAAAUCCUGAACUGAUGUCCUCGGCCGAUGAGCGCGUUUUGAAAUCUGUUAAACUGGAGCAAGAUUUUGGCAGAAGCCAUUUGCAGCAAAAUGAGGGCACCAACUUCAGUUCUGCUCAUCAUGAAGAAUCGAAUUCCAUUGGUAGAAGAAAUGGUUCUGCAACUGUGUUGGAUAAUGAACAGACUCCAGCCGGUGAUUCGAGUUUUGCCUCAACGUCGUCAAUACGUCCAGCCCCUAUUUGUCGGCAGUUCUGGAAGGCUGGAAACUAUGACGACAAACUUAAUUUGAAGCCAUCAUCUCAAAAUGGCACUGGUUAUCUUCGGAUUCAUCCCAAAUUUCUUCAUUCUAAUGCUACUUCACAUAAAUGGGCCUUUGGUGCCAUGGCAGAACUGCUCGAUAAUUCAGUGGAUGAGAUAAAAAAUGGGGCGACUUUUGUCAUGGUGGAUAAAACUUCAAAUCCUAGGGAUGGAAUUCCUGCUUUGUUAGUACAAGAUGAUGGUGGUGGUAUGGAUCCUGAAGCAAUGCGGCGUUGCCUUAGUUUUGGGUUUUCAGAUAAGAAGUCGAAAGAUGCUAUCGGACAGUAUGGAAACGGGUUUAAGACGAGCUCUAUGAGACUUGGGGCUGAUGUUAUUGUCUUCAGCCGUUGCAAAAGUUCCAGGAGAUUGACCCAAAGCGUUGGUAGUAGCACAUGGAAAACAUUACACAGUGAAGAACAACAUAAGAAUAAUCUUUCUAUUUUGUUGAAGUGGGCUCCAGUCACCACAGAAGCCGAACUUCUGAAGCAUUGUGAUGACAUAGGCCCCCAUGGUACCAAGAUAAUUGUUUACAAUUUGUGGCAAAACGAUGAAGGAAAAAUGGAACUUGAUUUUGAGACAGAUACGGAGGAUAUUCGUUUAUCUGGUAAAGGUCACACUACUACUGCAAAAGGUGUUCCUCGGAAGGACCCAAAUGAAAAUCAUCUUGCUAACCGUCUUCACUAUUCACUACGUGCAUAUUUAUCAAUUUUAUACUUACGAGCUCCAGAGAACUUCUGCAUAUUAUUGCGUGGACGAGCUGUUGAGUAUCAUAACAUUGCAAAUGAUCUCAAAUAUCCUGAAUUUAUAUUGUACCGACCUCAGAACGUAGAGGGUUCGGUCCUGACAACAAUUGGCUUUCUGAAGGAAGCUCCAGCAGUUAAUAUUCAUGGCUUUAAUGUCUACCACAAAAAUAGAUUGAUACUGCCCUUUUGGCAUGUCGUAACGUAUUCUGACAGCCGAGGCAGAGGUGUUGUGGGCGUUUUAGAAGCAAAUUUUAUUGAGCCUACCCACAACAAACAGGAGUUUGAGAAGACUUCAGUUUUCCAAAAGCUCGAAACCCGCCUGAAAGAAAUGACGCAAGAAUACUGGGAUUAUCAUUGUGGACUCCUUGGGUAUCAAGUCAAGAAAGCACCUCGACCGGGCAUGAUGCCUAAAGCGGCCUCCAGUUCUGGGCUUAGCCACAGUAUAUAUAAACCAGUUGUGCUGGGCAAAGAUACAGGCACAAAACCAUCUUUUGCAGCCGGAGCUAAAAUGCGUGAAAUAGAUGUCCCAUCCAAUCCCAUGGGGACAAAAUCUGGGAGGUCCUUACCAUCUGGUCAUCAAAAUUCUCUCGGAGCAGCUUUCAAGAGGAAAGGACAUGACCAUGUUGUGGUGCCUGGAAGGGUGAAGAGGGUAGGAGUCAUUGGCUCCAGCAAAUCUAACUCUGUUUCUGGUGGAAAUUUGAAUGACCAAGAAGCUGCUAGCAUAAUUGAAGAAAAUCGAAGUCUCCGUGCCCAGUGUCAUGAGUUUGAGAAGUCGAACGAAGAACUCGAUCUGAAGUUGUCGCGUCUCACGGAACAAGUACGAGAAGCACAGCGCGAGUAUGCCCGAGUGCUGCUAGAAUCGAAAUUAUUGGAGAGAGUUACGAGGGAAAUUAAACAAUCAAGACCUGGUGUCUAG